Molecule: messenger RNA, 1903 nt
Organism: Haliotis rubra (blacklip abalone)
Lineage: Eukaryota; Metazoa; Mollusca; Gastropoda; Lepetellida; Haliotidae
Product: cytochrome P450 2J1-like
Exons: 6
Coding region: 94-1851 (585 amino acids)
Biological process (GO): xenobiotic metabolic process
Cellular component (GO): cytoplasm; intracellular membrane-bounded organelle
Molecular function (GO): oxidoreductase activity, acting on paired donors, with incorporation or reduction of molecular oxygen, reduced flavin or flavoprotein as one donor, and incorporation of one atom of oxygen; iron ion binding; heme binding
Source: RefSeq, a predicted model, not a curated record
CGACUGAAUUACUGUAUGUAGUUGCAUCAGGCAGUGUAUUAUAGUGUACACUUAUAAACACAUCGUGGGUCGAGAAGUGGACAGUAGCAGACAAUGGUGGAUAUAUUCGCCUUCAGUCCUACAACUGUGUUGUUGUGUGUGGCCGUGCUAGUUUUGUUAUGGCUGUUAACGCGGCGACCCUCAGGGCUCCCUCCCGGACCCCCUCUCCUCCCGUUUUUGGGGAAUGUCCUCUCCAUGAGCUCCGAUCCCCGGAUCACAUUUAGAAGACUCAGGCAACGAUAUGGCGACAUCUUCAGUGUGUACCUGUUCAACAAACCACUCAUCGUCCUCAACGGUUACAGCACCCUGAAAGAAGCCAUUGUCAAGAACGCCGACGUAUUUUCUGAGAGGCCUCACACCACACUAAAUGACUUCAUUGCAAGAGGAAAAGGUGUUGUUGCAACAUCUGGAGAGCUCUGGCGCGAGCAAAGACGCUUCGCCCUCAACACUCUCAGGGAGUUUGGAGCAGGCAGGAACAUCAUGGAGGAUAAAAUACACGAGGAAAUCUCACAGUUUAUCGAGGCCUUUGAGGCAGAAGGAGGGCAAGGCUUUGACUGCAAACGCCUGGUGUGCAACGCAGUGUCCAAUGUCAUCUGCUCCACUGUAUUCGGCAAACGAUUUGAAUAUACUGACCCGCUUUUUUAUUACAUUUUUAAAAGCCAUGGACGAAAAUGUUGCCAAUGUUGUAUUUUGGAGGAUAAAAUACACGAGGAAAUCUCACAGUUUAUCGAGGCCUUUGAGGCAGAAGGAGGGCAAGGCUUUGACUGCAAACGCCUGGUGUGCAACGCAGUGUCCAAUGUCAUCUGCUCCACUGUAUUCGGCAAACGAUUUGAAUAUACUGACCCGCUUUUUAUUACAUUUUUAAAAGCCAUGGACGAAAAUGUUGCCAAUGUUGGUGCGGCUGGAGUGUUGAAUGUGCUGCCUAUUGUGCGCUUUCUGCCAGGAGAUCUAUUCAAAUUUAAGAAGACAAUGCAGAAUGUCGAGAAAAUCGAAUCACUGCUCAUAGACCCUAUGACAGAGGAACACUUGAAGAAUCACGACGAUGACAACGUGGACGACUUCAUCCACGCCUACAUCAAGGAAAUGAGACUUCGCAAAGCGAAACAAGAGGACACGACCUUAGACUAUGAUAUCUUUGAGAACUGCGUGUCUGCAUAUAGUGGAAGAAAGGCUUCCGUCGGACCUUGUUUCAGCGAGAACCUGAAAAAGGUUAUAGCAGACCUCUUCGUGGCCGGAACGGAAACCACUGCUACUACCAUACGAUGGACCAUGAUCUACUUACUCAACAAUCCGGAAAUACAGGAAAGGUGUUUCCGAGAGAUCCAGGAAAAUAUCGGCCAGAGCAGAUUGCCCUCCAUGAAGGACAAAACCAGCCUGCCCUACAUGGAAGCAACCAUUAUGGAAGUCUUGAGACGAGCUGAUAUCGCCCCUACAGCUCUCCCACAUACCGUUCCCCACGAUGUCCAGUUCAGGGGCUACACGUUCCCAAAAGGCGUACAAGUCAUAGCGAUGCUUGAUUCCGUCCUACAAGACCCGGAUGUGUGGGGUGAUCCAGACAACUUUCGGCCUGACCGUUUCCUUGACGCCAGUGGCAAGAUUGUAAAGAAAGAUGAGUUCAUUCCCUUCUCUCUGGGUCGAAGGGUUUGUCUGGGUGAGGCCAUGGCUCGGAUGGAGUUAUUCCUUUUCUUGACCACCAUGAUCCAGAGGUUCAAGUUCAUUCCGGUGGAUGGCCAGAUGCCUUCUUUGGAUGGAACGAUGGGCAUAACCAAUUCUCCAAGACCAUUCGUCAUGAAAGCCAUUCCCAGAGUUUAAUCACUCUAUGCGAGUGAGUGGGUAGUGUUAAGGCAGAAUUGAGCAACUAUCC